AUGGUUUGGGACGUAUUUGAAAAAUAAAGUGAUUGUAAUUUGUAAGCGCCUGAAAAAGUAGUUUUGUAAAAUGUGGACGUGGAGGUUGGAUCCAACUCAAAAGCGGGCGGCGGUGAAUUCUGAAUUUUGAGUUGAAGCAUUCAUUAUGCGAAACGACGAGGCCAAUAUCUUGCUGGGCUUCCCACCCAAUUCCGUUCCCUCCCAAUCUCAGAUCAAGUCUGCCUACAGAAGGAAGGUUUGGGAAACUCAUCCCGAUCGAUUUCCACCUCAUCUGAAACCCGAAGCCGAGUCCAAUUUCAAAUUGGUCUCGGAAGCGCAUACUUUGUUGAACUCUCAAGUUGGAAGAAGAGGGUCGAGGAGUGGAGUCGGAAGCUCCAAGGUGGGACGAGGCAGCAUGGGAGCUGCGUCCAUUCCAUUUGUUUUCAUCAUAUUUGGAGCACUUGCUCUUGGCGGAUCAACUGCUUCAAGGGCGUAUCAAAGACAGAAGGAGGCUCAUCCCUGUUUCAAUCCUUUUCUUCCUUAGUACUUCAUCUAUUUUCUUUCACCUAUGUGUAUCUCAAAAUAAACCCCAGAGUAUUCUGUUUUCGACUUUUAAGUGUUGUUCAGCAACACCGACUCAUUGCAUUUCCCAAACUCACAAUUCUAAUUUUCAAUAUUUAUAUAAUUUACAAGAAUA
Messenger RNA from Salvia miltiorrhiza (redroot sage), 676 nucleotides. RefSeq lists its product as uncharacterized. Gene Ontology annotation, molecular function: protein-folding chaperone binding; protein folding chaperone. Gene Ontology annotation, cellular component: cytoplasm; nucleus. Bases 146 to 523 code for a protein of 125 amino acids. The record is from RefSeq and is a predicted model, not a curated record. The transcript is spliced from 5 exons. Lineage: Eukaryota; Viridiplantae; Streptophyta; Magnoliopsida; Lamiales; Lamiaceae.